Procambarus clarkii (red swamp crayfish) is the source of this 3276-nucleotide messenger RNA. The record is from RefSeq and is a predicted model, not a curated record. Lineage: Eukaryota; Metazoa; Arthropoda; Malacostraca; Decapoda; Cambaridae.
AUGCCAGACUCGUGCCACCUGCCAAGCCAGACUCGUGCCACCUGCCAAGCCAGACUCGUGCCACCUGUCAAGCCAGACUCGUGCCACCUGCCAAGCCAGACUCGUGCCACCUGCCAAGCCAGAUUCGUGCCACCUGUCAUGCCAGACCCGUGCCACCUGCCAAGCCAGACUCGUGCCACCUGUCAAGCCAGACUCGGGCCACCUGUCAUGCCAGACUCGUGCCACCUGUCAAGCCAGACUCGUGCCACCUGUCAAGCCAGACUCGUGCCACCUGUCAAGCCAGACUCGGGCCACCUGUCAAGCCAGACUAGGACCACCUGUCAUGCCAGACUCGUGCCACCUGUCAUGCCAGACCCGUGCCACCUGCCAAGCCAGACUCGUGCCACCUGUCAAGCCAGACUCGGGCCACCUGUCAAGCCAGACUCGGGCCACCUGUCAAGCCAGACUAGGACCACCUGUCAUGCCAGACUCGUGGCACCUGUCAUGCCAGACCCGUGCCACCUGCCAAGCCAGACUCGUGCCACCUGUCAAGCCAGACUCGUGCCACCUGUCAAGCCAGACUCGGGCCACCUGUCAAGCCAGACUAGGACCAACUGUCAUGCCAGACUCGGGCCACCUGUCAUGCCAGAAUCGUGCCACCUGUCAAGCCAGACUCGUGCCACCUGUCAAGCCAGACUCGGGCCACCUGUCAAGCCAGACUCGAGCCACCUGCCAAGCCAGACUCGUGCCACCUGCCAAGCCAGACUCGUGCCACCUGUCAAGCCAGACUCGGGCCACCUGUCAUGCCAGACUCGUGCCACCUGUCAAGCCAGACUCGUGCCACCUGUCAUGCCAGAAUCGUGCCACCUGUCAAGCCAGACUCGUGCCACCUGUCAAGCCAGACUCGUGCCACCUGUCAAGCCAGACUCGGGCCACCUGUCAAGCCAGACUCGGGCCACCUGUCAACUCGUGCCACCUGCCAAGCCAGACUCGGGCCACCUGUCAAGCCAGACUCGUGCCACCUGUCAAGCCAGACUCGGGCCACCUGUCAAGCCAGACUCGGGCCACCUGUCAACUCGUGCCACCUGCCAAGCCAGACUCGUGCCACCUGUCAAGCCAGACUCGUGCCACCUGUCAAGCCAGACUCGGGCCACCUGUCAAGCCAGACUCGGGCCACCUGCCAAGCCAGACUCGUGCCACCUGCCAAGCCAGACUCGUGCUACCUGUCAAGCCAGACUCGGGCCACCUGUCAAGCCAGACUCGUGCCACCUGUCAAGCCAGACUCGGGCCACCUGUCAAGCCAGACUCGGGCCACCUGUCAACUCGUGCCACCUGCCAAGCCAGACUCGUGCCACCUGUCAAGCCAGACUCGUGCCACCUGUCAAGCCAGACUCGGGCCACCUGUCAAGCCAGACUCGGGCCACCUGCCAAGCCAGACUCGUGCCACCUGCCAAGCCAGACUCGUGCCACCUGUCAAGCCAGACUCGGGCCACCUGUCAUGCCAAACUCGUGCCACCUGUCAAGCCAGACUCGUGCCACCUGUCAUGCCAGAAUCGUGCCACCUGUCAAGCCAGACUCGUGCCACUUGUCAAGCCAGACUCGUGCCACCUGUCAAGCCAGACUCGGGCCACCUGUCAAGCCAGACUCGGGCCACCUGUCAACUCGUGCCACCUGUCAAGCCAGACUCGUGCCACCUGUCAAGCCAGACUCGGGCCACCUGUCAAGCCAGACUCGGGCCACCUGUCAACUCGUGCCACCUGUCAAGCCAGACUCGUGCCACCUGUCAAGCCAGACUCGGGCCACCUGUCAAGCCAGACUCGGGCCACCUGUCAACUCGUGCCACCUGUCAAGCCAGACUCGUGCCACCUGUCAAGCCAGACUCGGGCCACCUGUCAAGCCAGACUCGGGCCACCUGUCAAGCCAGACUCGUGCCACCUGUCAAGCCAGACUAGGACCACCUGUCAUGCCAGACUCGUGGCACCUGUCAUGCCAGACCCGUGCCACCUGCCAAGCCAGACUCGUGCCACCUGUCAAGCCAGACUCGUGCCACCUGUCAAGCCAGACUCGGGCCACCUGUCAAGCCAGACUAGGACCAACUGUCAUGCCAGACUCGGGCCACCUGUCAUGCCAGAAUCGUGCCACCUGUCAAGCCAGACUCGUGCCACCUGUCAAGCCAGACUCGGGCCACCUGUAAAGCCAGACUCGAGCCACCUGCCAAGCCAGACUCGUGCCACCUGCCAAGCCAGACUCGUGCCACCUGUCAAGCCAGACUCGGGCCACCUGUCAUGCCAGACUCGUGCCACCUGUCAAGCCAGACUCGUGCCACCUGUCAUGCCAGAAUCGUGCCACCUGUCAAGCCAGACUCGUGCCACCUGUCAAGCCAGACUCGUGCCACCUGUCAAGCCAGACUCGGGCCACCUGUCAAGCCAGACUCGGGCCACCUGUCAACUCGUGCCACCUGCCAAGCCAGACUCGGGCCACCUGUCAAGCCAGACUCGUGCCACCUGUCAAGCCAGACUCGGGCCACCUGUCAAGCCAGACUCGGGCCACCUGUCAACUCGUGCCACCUGCCAAGCCAGACUCGUGCCACCUGUCAAGCCAGACUCGUGCCACCUGUCAAGCCAGACUCGGGCCACCUGUCAAGCCAGACUCGGGCCACCUGCCAAGCCAGACUCGUGCCACCUGCCAAGCCAGACUCGUGCUACCUGUCAAGCCAGACUCGGGCCACCUGUCAAGCCAGACUCGUGCCACCUGUCAAGCCAGACUCGGGCCACCUGUCAAGCCAGACUCGGGCCACCUGUCAACUCGUGCCACCUGCCAAGCCAGACUCGUGCCACCUGUCAAGCCAGACUCGUGCCACCUGUCAAGCCAGACUCGGGCCACCUGUCAAGCCAGACUCGGGCCACCUGCCAAGCCAGACUCGUGCCACCUGCCAAGCCAGACUCGUGCCACCUGUCAAGCCAGACUCGGGCCACCUGUCAUGCCAAACUCGUGCCACCUGUCAAGCCAGACUCGUGCCACCUGUCAUGCCAGAAUCGUGCCACCUGUCAAGCCAGACUCGUGCCACUUGUCAAGCCAGACUCGUGCCACCUGUCAAGCCAGACUCGGGCCACCUGUCAAGCCAGACUCGGGCCACCUGUCAACUCGUGCCACCUGUCAAGCCAGACUCGUGCCACCUGUCAAGCCAGACUCGGGCCACCUGUCAAGCCAGACUCGGGCCACCUGUCAACUCGUGCCACCUGUCAAGCCAGACUCGUGCCACCUGUCAAGCCAGACUCGGGCCACCUGUCUAGCUAG